GCGCAGUGUCUGUCCUUUCCCGAUAAGCCCGGUUAUUUGCUCGAAUGAAGAUGAAGAAACAAAGAAAACCCCUUUUCUCUCUUCACUCACUUUGAAACCUUCACUCCUUCUUUCUUCCAAUUUCUCUCAAUUCCAAUUUCUCUCACUCCACUCCAGACAACUCUACACAUCACAUGUAAUCCAUAAUCAUCUUCUUUAAGGAGCUCAAGAUUACAGAUCUGUGAGCUUUGGGGUUCUAACAUCAAACUGCAAUUAUUUCUUCAAAAGAAACAAGAUCUGCGAGCGACAAUCAGAGAAACGAGCAAAAGAACCAAGAAAAAGAAUCACAAUUUAUGUCUUGCCUCGUUCACCAUCUGGGAGCUUGACACCUGUAACAACAUUACAUUAGUAACCAUUGUCCAGAGCUGCAGAAUUUUCAGGCUUUGCUUUUGAAGGGCACUGCAAUGCAACUGCAAAAAGCUUUAACAAAGAGAGGCGGUGGGCUAAGCUUAGCCUCCUGACUUAGACCAUGAUAUAUCGAAGCGUAAAAAGAGGCCUUUUUAUCACUACACACCCACAGUACUUCUCUGUAUUAUCGUCAUCAAUGCAUAGGACACAGCAACCCCACCUGCACUACUCUCUUCCUACCAUCAUAACCUCUAUUUUCUCUCUCUAAAAAAAACCCACUUUCUCUCUCUAUCUGUCAAAGUACAACAGAUAUUAAAGAAGAAAAAGAAAGAAAACAAAGGCUAAAGGGUCUCCGUUUAGAGUUGCUUUGGUUGAGAGAAAAAGGCAUGAAAGUGUUAUGGAGGUGGAGGAGAUUCAAAUACAACCGUGUAAGUUCCCAAGAAUCGGAAAUGGAAGAAUUGACUCUAGCAAGAUAGGUCAAAAAGACCAAUACCUAGAUGAUGAAGAAGAUGGAGAGCAGCAGCAUCAGCUAAAGAGGGCUACUGCUGGUACUACUGCUGGUCUAGGUGAUGAUGAUAAUAAUGGUACUGGUGCGAAUCGGCUUCGAGGAUGGCACCACUCAUCGCGGAUCAUUAGAGUUUCUCGAGCCUCUGGGGGCAAAGAUCGCCACAGCAAAGUUUGGACUUCAAAAGGGCUUCGAGACCGGAGAGUUCGGUUAUCUGUUACCACUGCUAUUCAAUUCUACGAUUUACAAGAUCGGCUGGGUUAUGAUCAGCCUAGUAAAGCUGUUGAAUGGUUGAUCAAAGCUGCUGCCGAUGCGAUUUCAGAGCUCCCUUCUCUUAAUAGUUCUUUUCCUGAUACACCAAAGCAAUUGAGCGAUGAAAAGAGGGCAAGUGAAGGCACUGAUCAACAAGGGUUUGAUUCAGUUGAAUUAGAUGGUGAUCCAAAUUGUCAGCAGAAUCAGAGCCAGCAUCGUUCCUUAAGUAAAUCUGCCUGUAGCAGUAACUCUGAGACAAGCAAAGGCUCAGGUUUGUCUCUCUCACGAUCUGAAAUCCGGGUGAAUAGAGUGAAAGUUUCUCGUGAAAGAGCAAAAGGAAGAUCAGCUGCAAAGGAGAAGGUGAAGGAGAAUGAGUCUCGGAUUUCACAUCAUCAUGUGAAUACAAAUCCCAUCUCACAAAGUUCAUUCACUGAGUUACUCACCUGUGGUAUUGGCAAUGUCAACAACAACAAUAGUCCUACGGCCCCCCAUCAAGACCCCAGUGGUGAGCCUUUCUUUCACAAGGCAACAACAGCAAGACCAUGGUCUGCAACCUCCAUGGACUACUUUAACACAGGGCUGAUGGGGCCAUCUUCUUCUCGUCAACAUAAUUUUUCAGGACAAAUUCAGGCAAUGUCAAUCCCAUCAUUUGGUUUAUCAAAUGAAAACAAUCAAGAAAUGCAGCAGCACUUUCCAUUUGUUACAGACAAUAUGAUCCCAGUCACAACCACCCAAGCGGGGCCUGGGGGCGACUACAAUCUCAACUUCACAAUCUCUCCCGGCCUUUCUGGUUUCAAUAGGGGGACCCUUCAGUCCAAUUCGUCACCGUCUCUUGUGCCUCACAUUCAGAGGUUUGGUACUUCUUCUAUAGACGGAUCAAAUGUACCUUUCUUUAUUGGUACUACACCACCAGCUGUGGAGAAUUCUCAUCAACAUCACCAGUUCCCAGCUGGGUUUGAUGGCCGCUUGCACCUUUACUAUGGAGAUGGAAGUAGGCAUUCAGACCACAAAGGGAAAGGCAAGAAUUGAUGAUUUCUAUUGCCAACGUCUUCAUUCUGAGAUGGUUGACUAGAAUAUCUGAUAAACUCAAGUGUGACAGAUUUGAAGCAGGAGAAUGAAGAUGGAGAAGUAGCGGCAAGGCAUAAUACCAUGUGUGAAUUGAUGCUUCUGGAACAAAUAAACUGUUUCUAGUUUAUGCGUGCAAAGCAGUGUGUGUUGAAACAAUUGGAGCUAUUCUUUUUUCCUUGGCUUGACUACAAUUAAUUAUUUUCAAAUUAAUUGUCCAUACUAUCAACGGCAGCCUUGUGAAUGAAUAGGCUUAUUGACAAUGAUGAUUUUCAGAUUUUUAAAACCA
Messenger RNA from Pistacia vera, 2498 nucleotides. RefSeq names its product transcription factor TCP2-like. Gene Ontology annotation, biological process: regulation of secondary shoot formation. Lineage: Eukaryota; Viridiplantae; Streptophyta; Magnoliopsida; Sapindales; Anacardiaceae. The coding region runs from base 785 to 2173 and encodes 462 amino acids. The record is from RefSeq and is a predicted model, not a curated record. The transcript has 4 exons. Gene Ontology annotation, cellular component: nucleus. Gene Ontology annotation, molecular function: DNA-binding transcription factor activity; sequence-specific DNA binding.